UCCUUGUUUUCUGAUUCUGGAAAUCUCCGAUUUUUUGGUCUCUUUAGUUACCUCAAUCUUUUCAGUGCUGAUCCUUGGUGCACAUUUCACGAUCUCUCGAGUGAUUGCAGAGAGGGAACUGGAAACUACCAAAGGCACUCGCCAAAGAGGGAGAGAGUACCUGGGGAAAACCAUUUCAAUAUGGCGGACGAACUAAAGGUUGGAUUUGUCGGAGGCGGAUCUAUGGCAAAAGCAUUAGCCAAAGGAUUUAUAACGACAAACACCGUCAGAGCAAGUAACAUUAUCGCUAGUGCAACCACGGAAAAAACACUGGCUGUCUGGAAGGAUAUGGGCUGUCAGACAACACUGAAUAAUAAGGAAGUUGUUGAAAAUUCAAAUGUGGUGUUUUUAGCGGUAAAACCUUACUUAAUAGCUCCUGUUGCAAAAGAGAUCAAGUCUUCCAUUGACACAUCUAGACACCUUGUUGUGUCAGUAGCUGCGGCCAUUACCACAGAUGUGAUCGAGGAGAGUUUACCACCAAACACUCGUGUCAUUCGAGCAAACCCAAAUUUGGCCUGUUCUGUGCAGUGUGGUGCUUUGGCAUUCUGUAAAGGAAGGUGCACAUCGGCAGCAGAUGUACAACUGAUAAAAAUACUUCUUCAAACUAGUGGUAUGUGUGUGCAGGUGAAAGAAUCUCAGAUGAAUGCAAUUACUGCUGUGGGUGGAAGUGCCCUGGCUUUUUUCUUCCUUGCCAUUGAGGCAAUGAGUGAUGGAGGUGUGAGGGUGGGUUUACCAAGAGCUUUGUCAACGGAUCUGGCCACUCAGACUGUUCUCGGAGCAGCACGGCUGGUACAGGAAACAGGAAAACAUCCAGCUCAGUUUUCUUUUAAAGAACGUCUAAUUCUGGGGCUAUGGCCUAACGUUCUUAUUUGCUUUUUCGAUUUGAGCCUGGAAACGUUCUUAACAUUUUCUUAAAGUUGUGUGGUAAUAAAUCAGUUUGGACGUGACCAGUCUGGGUUCGACUACAAACUGAAUUGUUCUUUAGUGUAUAACCGCGCUGUCAUAGAUCACCAAAUGCAAGUAUUUGAGUAAAUUGUCCUCUUAGAUCACA
Messenger RNA from Pocillopora damicornis (cauliflower coral), 1090 nucleotides. Its product is annotated as pyrroline-5-carboxylate reductase 3. Gene Ontology annotation, biological process: L-proline biosynthetic process. Gene Ontology annotation, molecular function: pyrroline-5-carboxylate reductase activity. The record is from RefSeq and is a predicted model, not a curated record. Lineage: Eukaryota; Metazoa; Cnidaria; Anthozoa; Scleractinia; Pocilloporidae.